GGGGAGGAGUUUCCAUCGCUAUUUUGGCGGGUCACGUACGGACCCUUUCCUUUACCAAGAUGGCGGCAAGUCUCUCGUAUUUGGCAUAGCUGUGUUGUGAGCCCAUACGAGAAGCUGGCAGGCUGACAAACAGGCAGUUCACUGGACGGACUUUCUGGCUACUGACCAUUUAGCUGUGGCAUACCCGGAUUGUGUGUGGGUGGGAAGUCGACCAUGAGCUCUGUGGCAGUUUUGACCCAGGAAAGUUUUGCUGAACAUCGCAGCGGGCUUGCUCAGCAGCAGGUGAAAGUUGCAGCUUUAAAUGCCGAAGAAGAAAAUGACCCUCCAACUUACAAGGAUGCCUUCCCCCCUCUUCCUGAGAAAGCAGUGUGCUUGGAGCCAGCCCAGGAACCUGCUGGUGCCUGGAGCAAAAUCCGACCAAUCAAGGCUUCUGUCAUAACUCAGGUGUUCCAUGUGCCACUGGAAGAGAGGAAAUACAAAGACAUGAACCAGUUUGGAGAAGGGGAACAGGCUAAAAUCUGCUUGGACAUCAUGCAGAGAACGGGGGCUCACCUGGAGCUGUCUCUUGCAAAGGAUCAGGGACUCUCAAUCAUGGUCUCUGGCAAGCUGGAAGCAGUGAUGAAGGCGCGGAAGGAGAUAGUUGCUCGGCUUCAAACACAGGCUUCGGCAACAGUGCCUAUUCCCAAGGAGCAUCACCGUUUUGUCAUUGGCAAAAACGGAGAGAAGUUGCAGGACCUGGAGCUCAAAACUGCCACUAAGAUCCAGAUCCCCCGCCCGGAUGACCUCAGCAACCAGAUCAAGAUCACCGGCACCAAAGAAGGGAUUGAGAAGGCUCGUCACGAGAUCGUGCUGAUCUCUGCUGAACAGGAUAAACGUGCAGUAGAGAGGCUUGAGGUGGAGAAGGUGUACCAUCCUUUCAUUGCUGGCCCUUUCAACAAGCUGGUGAGCGAAAUCAUGCAGGAGACAGGGACGCGCAUCAACAUCCCCCCUCCCAGCGUCAACAGGACAGAGAUAGUCUUCACUGGAGAGAAGGAGCAGCUGGCCCAAGCAGUGGCUCGUGUGAAGAAGAUCUAUGAGGAGAAGAAAAAGAAGACUACCACUAUUGCUGUGGAGGUGAAGAAGUCCCAGCACAAGUAUGUCAUCGGCCCCAAAGGGAACUCCCUGCAGGAGAUCUUGGAAAAAACUGGAGUCUCGGUCGAAAUCCCACCCACUGACAGCAGCUCGGAGACUGUGAUACUGCGCGGCGAACCUGAAAAGCUUGGGCAGGCGCUGACUGAGGUCUAUGCCAAGGCCAACAGUUUCACAGUCUCCUCUGUCUCUGCCCCCUCUUGGCUUCAUCGUUUCAUCAUUGGAAAGAAAGGGCAAAACUUGGCCAAAAUUACCCAACAGAUGCCAAAGGUUCAUAUAGAGUUCACUGAAGGCGAGGAUAAAAUAACCCUGGAGGGACCCACAGAGGAUGUCAACAUGGCUCAAGAACAGAUUGAGAGCAUGGUCAAAGAUCUGAUCAACCGAAUGGAUUAUGCAGAAAUCAGCAUUGACCACAAGUUUCACAGGCACCUUAUUGGAAAGAGUGGAGCCAACAUCAACAGGAUUAAGGAUCAGUACAAAGUGUCUGUGCGAAUCCCUCCAGACAAUGAGAAGAGCAACCUAAUCCGAAUUGAAGGAGACCCUCAGGGAGUUCAAGAGGCCAAGAGAGAGCUGCUGGAACUUGCAUCACGUAUGGAAAAUGAACGCACUAAGGAUCUGAUCAUUGAUCAAAAAUUCCAUAGAACUAUCAUUGGGCAGAAGGGUGAACGGAUUCGGGAUACUCGAGACAAAUUCCCAGAGGUUAUCAUCAACUUCCCAGAUCCAUCACAUAAGAGUGAUAUUGUCCAGCUUAGGGGACCCAAGAACGAAGUGGAAAAAUGCUCAAAGUACAUGCAGAAGAUGGUGGCAGAUUUGGUUGAAAACAGCUAUUCUAUUUCUGUUCCCAUCUUCAAACAAUUCCACAAGAAUAUCAUUGGGAAAGGCGGCGCAAAUAUCAAAAAGAUCCGUGAGGAAUGCAACACUAAGAUUGAUCUCCCAGCAGAGAACAGCAAUUCAGAGACCAUUAUCAUCACGGGAAAAAGAGCCAACUGUGAAGCUGCUCGCAACCGGAUCCUAUCCAUCCAAAAAGACUUGGCUAACAUUGCUGAGAUGGAGGUCUCUAUCCCUUCCAAGCUGCACAAUUCACUAAUCGGUGCCAAAGGUCGUUUCAUCCGCUCCAUUAUGGAGGAGUGCGGUGGGGUUCACAUCCACUUUCCCACGGAAGGCUCGGGGAGUGAUACUGUCACCAUCAGGGGUCCUGCCCAGGAUGUCGAGAAGGCCAAGAAACAGCUACUUCAAUUGGCAGAGGAGAAGCAAACCAAAAGCUUUACUGUAGACUUGCGCGCCAAGCCAGAGUAUCACAAGUUCCUGAUUGGCAAAGGAGGUGGCAACAUUCGCAAGGUGCGCGACCACACAGGAGCUCGCAUCAUCUUCCCUACUUCAGAGGACAAAGACCAGGAGCUGAUAACUAUUAUGGGAACGGAGGAAGCGGUCAAGGACGCUCAGAAGGAGCUGGAGGUGCUCAUCAAGAACUUGGACAACGUAGUCGAAGAUUCCAUGACCGUGGACCCUAAGCAUCACCGGCAUUUUGUCAUCCGGAAAGGGCAGGUACUACGGACCAUUGCGGAGGAGUAUGGGGGUGUGAUGGUGAGCUUUCCCCGUCCUGGCACGCAGAGUGAUAAGGUCACCCUUAAAGGAGCAAAGGACUGUGUAGAAGCAGCGAAGAAACGCAUCCAGGAGAUCAUUGAUGACUUGGAAGCUCAGGUGACAAUAGAAUGUACCAUUCUUCAGAAGUAUCACCGCUCUAUUAUGGGCCCCAAAGGUUCCAGGAUCCAGCAGAUCACCCGUGACUAUGGUGUUCAGAUCAAAUUCCCAGACCGGGAGGAGAACACAGCUCCUACCGCAGAGUUAGCAGUGCAGGAGAAUGGUAAAGAAAGCAAUGAAGGGAAAGAGUCCAAAGAAGCUGAUCCUGGCUCGCCAAAGAAAUGUGACACCAUCAUCAUCUCUGGCCGUCGAGAGAAAUGUGAGGCGGCCAAAGAGGCCCUGCAGGCUCUGGUUCCUGUUACCAUUGAAGUAGAAGUGCCCUUUGACCUUCAUCGUUUUAUCAUUGGUCAGAAGGGUGUUGGGAUCCGGAAAAUGAUGGAUGAAUUUGAGGUAAAUAUCCAAGUUCCUGCUCCAGAGCUUCAGUCCGAUAUCAUCUCUAUAAGUGGGCUUGCUUUUAACCUUGACCGUGCCAAGGCCAGACUACUGGAGAGAGUGAAGGAGCUUCAAGCAGAGCAAGAAGAUCGGGCCUUGAGGAACUUUAAGUUGACAGUUGCUGUGGACCCCAAAUACCACCCUAAGAUCAUCGGCCGAAAAGGUGCUGUGAUCACCCAAAUCCGCACAGAGCAUGAUGUGACCAUACAAUUUCCAGACAAGGAUGAUGAAUCCCAGGCCCAGGAUCAGAUCACCAUCACUGGCUAUGAGAGGAAUGCUGAGGCUGCCAGAGAUGCCAUCAUGAAGAUAGUUGGUGAACUGGAGCAGAUGGUCUCGGAAGACAUCACUCUGGACCAUCGUGUUCAUGCCAGAAUUAUUGGUGCACGUGGUAAAGCCAUUCGCAAGAUCAUGGAUGAAUUCAAGGUGGAUAUCCGUUUCCCUCAGAGUGGAGCUGCUGACCCCAACUGUGUGACUGUGACUGGACUUCCUGACAACGUAGAGGAAGCGAUUGAUCACAUCUUGAACCUGGAAGAGGAAUAUCUGGCUGAUGUUGUAGACAAUGAGGCGAUGCAAGUCUACAUGAAACCCUCUUCUCAUGAAGAAGCGAAGGCUACAUCAAAGGGAUUUGUGGUCAGAGAUGCCCCUUGGACAGCAGGCAACACUGAGAAGGCUCCUGACAUGACCAGUUCUGAAGAUUUCCCUAGCUUUGGAGCUCAGGUGGCCCCCAAGACCCUCCCUUGGGGUCCCAAGCGGUAAUGACUUGGAAAUAACUUGUCCAGCCACCUGCCUCAAGGUGCCCUUUCUGAAUUCUGACCUAGUGGCUGGAUCUAGUACAAAUUGCCCAUGGGGGGGUUGGGUCUCUUAAUGAAACUAGAGUGCUACCCCUUUUGAGAUUCUCUGUUUCUGUGUUUAAGCCUAA
This is a messenger RNA of Euleptes europaea (tarantolino), 4180 nucleotides long. It is a transcript of the gene HDLBP, whose product is annotated as high density lipoprotein binding protein. NCBI's taxonomy places the organism in Eukaryota, Metazoa, Chordata, Lepidosauria, Squamata, Sphaerodactylidae. Gene Ontology annotation, molecular function: mRNA binding. Bases 214 to 4017 code for a protein of 1267 amino acids. The record is from RefSeq and is a predicted model, not a curated record. The transcript has 28 exons. Gene Ontology annotation, cellular component: nucleus; cytoplasm.